AUGAUUCAAGGUCGAUCUCAAGCUUAUGCCACCCCAGCAUCUGGAAGUGGACCAAAAGUAGAAUUUCCGUGGCUCAAUUACAAAAGCUUCGGUGAUGGAGUGACAAAAGAAGUUGAAUUAGAUUUCAAAAAUACCAAAGCCACAAAAGUAGGAGUCUAUACGGCUUCUACAGUUGCAAAGUCAUUGCCUAUGAAAGCGGCAAUCCAAUCAUUAGAAUUAGCUGGAAUUUUUUACAAAGCUUUUAAAGAUUGUAAAGUCAAACCAACUGUUGGAGGCAAAUCAGUGAUCAAUACGUGUGAAGUCGCCAAUCUAUGCACUUGUUAUCCUGAUGCACCACUUCUUGAAUUUGGCAAUGCUCCAAUUGGAAAAGGUUCAACAAUUUUGAAGACCCUUAAGCCUCUCAUUGCGGUACGAACAACUGCAGGAACUGGUUCAGAGACUCCUGGUACCGCAGCAAGUUAUUCAUUUGAUUCUUGA
Molecule: messenger RNA, 477 nt
Organism: Melampsora larici-populina 98AG31
Lineage: Eukaryota; Fungi; Basidiomycota; Pucciniomycetes; Pucciniales; Melampsoraceae
Exons: 4
Coding region: 1-477 (158 amino acids)
Cellular component (GO): mitochondrion
Molecular function (GO): alcohol dehydrogenase (NAD+) activity
Source: RefSeq, a predicted model, not a curated record